UUGAGCCGAGUGCAGCUCCCUGGCCUGGCUCCACCUUAUCGGGGCCUGCAAACUGCUUUCAGGCUCCCACCCUAAAUCCGGACCGGCGCUAGUCAGCGGGCAGACGGGUUUCGGGUUCUGAAUUCCUUCCUCCUGGAGACACUCCGAGUUCUCCUUUCUAGUCUGAAAGCCCGCGGAGCAGACCGGAGUGACUGUAACGCCUGCUAAACCUGUCCUGGGAUCUAGGAAGCGCUUCCGAGUAGUCUUGCUGCAAGCCGGGAGUUAUUUGCUGGGAUGGGCCUUUACACACGUGCCAUGCAUUUUCCUUGGGUUUUGGAUGUGCUUCCGAGGGUUACUUGCCCAAAUCAUCCAGAUUCCAUUUUAGUGGAGGAUUACAGAGCUGGUGAUAUGAUUUGUUCUGAGUGUGGGCUAGUAGUAGGUGACCGGGUCAUAGACGUGGGCUCCGAGUGGAGAACGUUCAGCAAUGACAAAGCCACCAAAGACCCAUCUCGAGUUGGGGACACCCAGAAUCCUUUGCUCAGUGAUGGUGACUUGAGUACAAUGAUUGGCAAGGGCACAGGUGCAGCAAGUUUUGAUGAAUUUGGGAAUUCAAAGUACCAAAAUCGCAGAACUAUGAGCAGCUCUGAUCGUGCGAUGAUGAAUGCUUUUAAAGAAAUUACAAACAUGGCAGACAGAAUCAACCUCCCUAGAAAUAUAGUUGAUCGAACAAAUAAUUUAUUCAAGCAAGUGUAUGAGCAAAAGAGCCUGAAGGGGAGAAGUAAUGAUGCUAUUGCUUCCGCUUGUCUCUACAUAGCCUGUAGGCAAGAGGGCGUUCCAAGAACAUUUAAAGAAAUAUGUGCAGUGUCCAGGAUUUCAAAGAAAGAAAUAGGCCGGUGUUUUAAACUUAUUUUGAAAGCUCUGGAAACCAGCGUUGAUUUGAUUACAACUGGAGACUUCAUGUCACGAUUCUGUUCUAACCUGGGUCUUCCCAAACAAGUACAAAUGGCAGCCACCCAUAUUGCCCGGAAAGCUGUGGAAUUAGAUUUGGUUCCUGGGAGAAGCCCUAUCUCUGUAGCAGCUGCAGCUAUUUACAUGGCAUCACAGGCUUCUUCAGAGAAAAGGACGCAAAAAGAAAUUGGUGAUAUUGCUGGUGUGGCUGAUGUUACGAUUAGACAGUCAUACAGGCUGAUCUAUCCUCGAGCUCCAGAUCUUUUCCCAGCAGACUUCAAGUUUGAUACCCCAGUAGACAAACUACCACAGCUGUGAGAUUGCAGAGGGUUAAUUUCUGUUAACCCCCCCCCCCAGAAAACCCCAACAAAAACAAACUCUUUAUUUUUGCCUAUAAUAAAGGAUGUACAAAGUGUUAAUAUUGGGUCUUCGUGUUGUGGAACUGGAGGAUGUGGAGAUGGAGCAUAACUGCUGGAAGGCAGCAUACAUUCCAAGGGUAAACAAGCUGAUUGUGUGGCAUUUUGUAUGUAUAUAUUAGUGGAAGUAAAUAUUUAAUAUCUGUUGCAACAAAUUUCAUUUGAUACUGUUGUACUUAUUUAGAUUUCUUUUGUAGGGAUCUAGUAAGAUGUAUUUUGGAGAAUUUAAAAUAUUGUGUAAUUCCCAAAUAAACUGUUUUCCAAAAACACCA
Molecule: messenger RNA, 1615 nt
Organism: Zonotrichia albicollis (white-throated sparrow)
Lineage: Eukaryota; Metazoa; Chordata; Aves; Passeriformes; Passerellidae
Gene: GTF2B
Product: general transcription factor IIB
Biological process (GO): protein acetylation; RNA polymerase II core complex assembly; transcription initiation at RNA polymerase II promoter
Cellular component (GO): nucleus; transcription preinitiation complex
Molecular function (GO): RNA polymerase II general transcription initiation factor activity; RNA polymerase II core promoter sequence-specific DNA binding; TBP-class protein binding
Source: RefSeq, a predicted model, not a curated record